Microthlaspi erraticum is the source of this 729-nucleotide messenger RNA. The record is from the annotation of a GenBank genome assembly. Lineage: Eukaryota; Viridiplantae; Streptophyta; Magnoliopsida; Brassicales; Brassicaceae.
AUGGCUGCUGACGUCAGCUCUCUGGUACGGUUACUAAGCGUUUACAAUGAUGAUCGAGCGGUGGUGAAAGAGUCCGCCGGAGCAAAAUCAACGGCGGCGCUGAUGACUCGCGAUCUCCUUGGAAGCGGCAGAGGAGGAGGAGGCGAUCGGUCACUGGAGCUUGACCUUGACCUUCAAGUUCCCACCGGAUGGGAAAAACGCCUCGAUUUGAAGUCAGGGAAGGUGUAUUUGCAACGAUGCAAUUCCACGAGCUCGUCAUCGAUAACCACGACGGAGCAAUCGAAUCAAACAGUACCGACGUUUCAGGAUUUGAAUUUUCCUCCGAUUCCGAGCAAUUCACAGGCGGCGAAGCCUCUGCUGAACCUAUUCGACGACACGACGCCGGAACUGAAACUCCUCCCGCCGUCUCGUUCGCGUCCUCUCUCCUUGUCAUCAUCGUCGAGCUCUAAUUUCCAAAGCGUAUGCACACUCGACAAGGUGAAAUCAGCUCUGGAGAGAGCGGAGAGAGAUCCCGCCAUGUUCAAAAAACGCCAAUCGCCGGACGGUACUGCUUCCGAUCAUUAUCGUACGACGGAGGUUGCGUCGCCGGUGGCGGCUGGAUGUCCCGGAUGUUUAUCGUACGUGCUGGUGAUGAAGAACAACCCGAAAUGUCCGAGAUGCGAUACCAUUGUUCCUCUGCCUACGAACUCCGUGAAGAAGCCUAAGAUUGAUCUCAACAUGUCAAUCUGA